CAUUGUAGACAAAGACCUUCGCCACUACCUCAAUUUACGGUUCCAAAAGAGCUCUGUGGACCACGAGCUUCAGCAGAUCAUCCGGGAUAACCUCUACCUCCGGACAGUGCCGUGCACCACAAGGCAACCUAAGGAGGGAGAGGUCCCAGGUGUGGACUACAAUUUUGUAACUGUUGAUCAGUUUAUGGAAUUAGAGAAAAGUGGAGUUUUGUUAGAGAGUGGGACAUAUGAAGAUAACUAUUACGGUACUCCCAAACCACCUGCUGAACCAACUCCACUGCUGCUAAAUGUAACAGACCAGAUCCUGCCGGGCGCCAGACCAAGUGUCGAGGGGAAGCGGAAACGAAACAAGUCUGUAAGCAACAUGGAGAAAGCCGGCAUUGAGCCCCCAGAGGAGGAAGAGGAAGAGAGACCAGUCGUCAACGGCAACAGCGUAGCAAUAACUCCAGAAUCGAGUGAACAUGAGGAUAAAAGCACCGACGCCUCAGGUGAGAUACCUGCACAACCAUACACUGCAGAGGGACCAGACGAAGAAGAGGAACCACUGAAGCUGCCAACGAAGCCUGACGAGAAUGAUGAGUUGGGGCCACUGCCCGACAACUGGGAGAUGGCUUACACUGAGAAAGGAGAAGUCUAUUUUAUUGACCACAACACCAAGACGACAUCAUGGCUUGAUCCAAGGCUUGCAAAAAAGGCUAAGCCCCCGGAAGAGUGCAAAGAAGACGAGCUUCCGUAUGGCUGGGAGAAAAUUGAUGACCCCAUUUACGGCAGUUAUUAUGUUGAUCACAUAAACAGAAGGACCCAAUUUGAAAACCCUGUUCUGGAAGCUAAACGAAGACUGCAUCAACAGCAAAUGCCAAAUCAAGAUCUCCCUUCCCAGCCUUUGCAGGCGGUACAAAUCUUCCGAGAAAAGCCCCUCUUCACUCGAGAUGCCACGCAGCUGAAGGGAACGUUCCUCUCAACGGCCCUGCAGAAGAGCAGCAUGGGAUUCGGGUUCACAAUAAUUGGAGGCGAUGAUCCUGAUGAGUUCCUGCAGGUGAAGAGUGUGAUACCGGAUGGGCCUGCUGCACAGGAUGGCAAAAUGGAUACAGGUGACGUCAUUGUCUAUAUCAAUGAUGUCUGUGUCCUUGGCCAUACACAUGCUGAUGUGGUCAAGCUCUUCCAAUCGGUUCCGAUUGGUCAGAGCGUUAACCUGGUGCUAUGCCGUGGAUACCCCUUGCCCUAUGACCCUGAAGACCCUUCUAGCAGUAUGAUAUCUCCCAUGAGGAUUAUGGAGAGACCACCAGUAUUAGUGAAUGGAAGAAAUAACUAUGACAGUUACAUGGAGUACAUUUCUCGGACCUCUCGAUAUGUGCAGGACCACACAGAACAUCUUCCCCAACCUCCCUUACCCCCCCAUCCUGCAGACGGUCAUCCUGAUGGCCCGUUGCCUCCCCCUGUCCAUGAGGACAACGUAUCUAUGGCCUCCUCAGGAGCCACUCAGUCUGAACUCAUGACCAUUACUAUUGUGAAAGGAGCUGAGGGCUUUGGAUUCACCAUAGCAGACAGCCCUACAGGACAAAGGGUGAAGCAGAUUUUGGACGUGCAGGGUUGCCCCGGUUUGUGUGAAGGUGACCUCAUAGUGGAGAUUAACCAGCAGAAUGUGCAGAGCCUGAGUCAUGCCCAGGUUGUGGAUCUACUCAAAGAAUGUCCAGUGGGGAGUGAGACAUCCUUGAUCAUUCAAAGGGGAGGAGGUCCCUUUUCACCAUGGAAGACCUCUAAACAGGUGUUGGAGCAGUGGGAUAUCCAAGGCAGCCCCCAGACCAGCUUAUCUGCUCCAGUUAUACCACAGAAUGUUCCCUUUCCACCAAACUUCCAUAGGGCUUCUUUCCCAGACUCAGCUGAUGGGUUUGAUCAAAGAAAACCUGACCCUUAUGACCUGUAUGAGAAGUCGAGAGCUAUCUAUGAGAGUAGGCAGCAAGGCCCACCAAGGACAGCAUGUCGAAUGGAUUCUUCCGGUCCUGAUUACCGGGAAUUGGAUGUCCAUCUCCGAAGGCAAAAGUCGGGGUUUGGCUUCAGGAUCCUGGGUGGGGAUGAGCCUGGACAGCCAAUUGUAAUAGGAGCAAUAAUAGAGAAGAGUUCAGCCGACAGAGACGGACGACUGCGACCUGGGGAUGAACUGCUGUUUGUCGAUGGGAUCCCAGCUGCUGGAAAGUCUCACAGAUACGUCAUCGACCUCAUGCAUGGAGCUGCACGAAAUGGGCAAGUCAACCUCAUUGUGAGAAGAAAAGUGCAGUGUAUGGGUGAGCCAUGCCCCGAGAAUGGCAAGAGCCCUGGGUCUGUCUCCACACAACACAGCUCCCCAAGAAGUGACUUUGCUAACUAUCCCAACAACGCAAAGCGAGCUACCACAGGAGCUUCACCACCAGAGGGCUUUGUGUCCCAGAGUUUACAAACGAACGAUGUCAUCAUCCACCGCAAAGAGAAUGAGGGCUUUGGCUUUGUGAUCAUCAGUUCGCUAAACAGACCUGAGACUGGAUCUACAAUCGCUGUGCCCCACAAAAUUGGCCGGAUAAUUGAAGGCAGUCCAGCAGACCGCUGUGGGAAGUUGAAGGUAGGGGACAGGAUCCUUGCUGUGAACAGCCAGUCCAUCAUUAACAUGCCUCACGCGGACAUCGUGAAAUUGAUAAAGGAUGCUGGCCUGAGUGUAACCCUGCGUAUCAUCCCUCAGGAGGAGCUGAACAGCCCAGCGUCCGCAGCCAGCUCCGAGAAGCAGAGCCCAAAGGCUCAACAGCACAGCCCCAUGGCCCAGCAGAGUCCAGCCACUCACCACAGCCCCGUCACACAGCUGCCCCAACCUCCACCACAUCUACAUGGACAUGACGGCAGCUACAGAUCAGAGGUAAAAGCUAGGCAAGAUGUGAAACCGGAUAUCAGGCAACCACCCUUCACAGACUAUAGACAGCCUCCUGUAGACUACCGACAGCCUCCAGUAGUGGAUUACAGACAGCCGCCUACGCUGGACUACAGGCAGCCCCCAGGAGUCGAUUACAGGCUGCAUUCUGCUGAUACGAGGCAGUAUCCACCAUCGGACUACCGGCAACCACGGGAUUUCUCUUAUUUCACUGUGGAUCUGGAGAAAAGCAUGAAGGGGUUUGGAUUCAGUAUCCGUGGUGGUCGAGAGUAUAAGAUGGAUUUAUAUGUACUGAGACUGGCAGAAGACGGACCUGCAAUAAGGAAUGGGAGAAUGAGGGUUGGUGAUCAAAUCAUAGAAAUCAACGGUGAGAGUACGAGAGAUAUGACCCAUGCCAGAGCAAUUGAGCUCAUCAAAUCAGGAGGCAGAAGAGUGCGUCUGUUGCUCAAGAGAGGGACAGGGCAGGUCCCAGAGUAUGGAAUGGUACCUUCCAGCCUGUCCAUGUGCAUGAAAAGUGACAAGCAUGGCUCCCCAUAUUUCUUCCUAUCGGGCCACUCUAAAGACACGCCGACAGCCCAACCUCCUGGGAUCCUCCCUCUACAGCCUCCUCAGGUUUGCCGGAAGUAGCACCUUCCCUUGACACCAUGAUCAUGCCAUUACCUUCAUCUCAUCAAGUUCCACCCUCUGAUCCCAUUCACCAGCUACCACUGGAGCCAGCAUU
Molecule: messenger RNA, 3614 nt
Organism: Polyodon spathula (Mississippi paddlefish)
Lineage: Eukaryota; Metazoa; Chordata; Actinopteri; Acipenseriformes; Polyodontidae
Product: membrane-associated guanylate kinase, WW and PDZ domain-containing protein 2-like
Exons: 22
Coding region: 185-3520 (1111 amino acids)
Biological process (GO): signal transduction; receptor clustering
Cellular component (GO): cytoplasm; dendrite
Molecular function (GO): SMAD binding; beta-1 adrenergic receptor binding; type II activin receptor binding
Source: RefSeq, a predicted model, not a curated record